AUGACAGAUAUAGUAACAUCCUUGAUUGUUGAAGAAAAUCUUGAAACAUUCUCUCUUAUAUGGCUCGAUGCAUCAGUCAACGAUACACAAGAAAAUAUCGAUGCUCAGCAUCAACUUCGAACAUCAAUUAAUUUUUUGAAAAUAUUUGAAGAUGCUGAUAAAUGCGAACAAUAUAUUCGAUCAGUACCUAAAGAUGAUCGUAUUGUAUUUAUAGUUAGUGGUCGAUUUGGUGAAAUUAUAGUACCUCGUAUUCAUUCAUUACGACAAGUAUCUGCUAUUUAUGUUUAUUGUAAAGAUAAGAAAAGAAAUGAAUUAUGGUCCAAUCAAUUUAAAAAAGUCAAAGGUGUAAUCGUUUUAUUAGAUGAGCUCAUAUCUCAAAUUCGAUCAGAUCAAGCAAGACGAAAUCGAAACAGAGUUGAUGAACCUUUACCAAUGAAUUUUAGCAAUACAAAUAAUAAUAAACAUGAACAAUCAACAAGUGAUCUUAGUGAUCAGUUUAUUCAAUCUCAAUUAUUGAUUGAUUGUCUUGUACGAAUGAAACCAACGUCAAAUGAAAAAAAUGACUUUAUUUCUCUUUGUCAACAAUAUUAUAAAGGAAAUACAGCAGAAUUAUCACUUCUUAAUGAAUUCGAAAAAUUUUAUUCAUCUGAACGAGCUUUAUGGUGGUAUACACGAGAAGCAUUUCUCUAUCGACUUGUGAAUAAAGCACUUCGUAUAUUAAAUGUUGAUUUACUUUUCUUGUGUCGUUUUUUUAUUCGUGAUAUUCAAAAACAAUUAGAACAACGACAAUGUUCAUCGUUUGUUCAUCUCUAUCGAUGUCAAUUAAUGUCGAUAGAAGAAAUUCAAUUAUUACAAAAAUCUAUUGGUAAAUAUGUUGCAAUGAAUUCAUAUUUGUCGACAAGUGUUAAUCGUCGUCAAGCUCUUUCAUUUCUCGAUUAUUCAAGUGAUUUUGAACUAGUUCUAUUCGAAAUUGAUGCUGAUCCUCAAUUGAAAGGUAUUAAACCAUUUUCAAAUAUUACAUCGCUUAGUUAUUUUCCUGAAGAAGAAGAAAUUCUAUUUAUGUUGGGAUCAAUUUUUCGAAUUAUUAGUAUUAAUCGUGAUGAAGAUGAAUUAUGGACUAUUCGAAUGGUACUUGUCGGUGAUGAACAUCAGGAGUCAAAUUUGAUUAUUAAUCAAAUGAAAAAUGAAUAUACAGAACAAGAAACAAACAUUAUUACAUAUGGUAAUAUAUUACGUGAUAUGAGCAAGCUCAAUGAAGCCGAAAAAUAUUAUCGUCGUUUUCUCGAUCAAUCUUCAAAGAAUUCUCAAGAUAUUGCUAAUUGUUAUUAUUCAUUAGGUACUGUAGCUUGUGCAAAAGGAAAAUAUGAUGAAAGUCUUCAAUGGCAUCUUGACGCACUCUCAAUCAAAAUGGACAAACUAAGUUCACAUGAUCCAAAUAUAGCAUUGAGUUAUAAUUGUAUUGCAAUUGUUUAUCGAAAAAAAAAUGAUCAUCGACAAGCACUUAAAUCAUAUGAAAAGUCUUUAAAGAUUUGGGAAAAAUCAUUUGGUGAAAAUCAUCCUAAAGUAGCUAUGUGUUUAAAUAACAUAGGGGCAGUUUAUGAAGAUCAGAAAGAUUAUUCAAAGGCACUUGAAUAUUAUGAAAUGGCAUUAGAUAUUGCAAAAAAACAUGUACCUAUUGAUCAUCGUGCUCUAAGUGCGAGCAUUACAAUGAAGCAUUUCGAAUCAAAUCAACAUCCAAGUCUUGCAACAGCACUUCGAAGUAUUGGCAUCGUUUACGAAAAAAAAGGUUUAAUACAAAAGGCACAAAAAUAUUUUAAACAAGCAGCUGAUAUUGAUUCUUUAACAUAA
Messenger RNA from Rotaria sp. Silwood2, 1848 nucleotides. The record is from the annotation of a GenBank genome assembly. NCBI's taxonomy places the organism in Eukaryota, Metazoa, Rotifera, Eurotatoria, Philodinida, Philodinidae.